Humulus lupulus (European hop) is the source of this 1131-nucleotide messenger RNA. RefSeq lists its product as uncharacterized. The coding region runs from base 1 to 1131 and encodes 376 amino acids. NCBI's taxonomy places the organism in Eukaryota, Viridiplantae, Streptophyta, Magnoliopsida, Rosales, Cannabaceae. The transcript has 2 exons. The record is from RefSeq and is a predicted model, not a curated record.
AUGGUUCAAUAUAUUGUUCAAUUUGGGGGAUAUCCAAUAGAAGAUCACAACAUGCAUCUUGCUAACUUUGUUGAGCUCUACCAGACAUUUAAAAUGAAUGGAGCUAGCGAUGAUGCCAUCAGAUUAAGGUUAUUUCCAUUUUCUUUGAGGGACCAAGCUAAGAGUUGGUUGGUAUCUUUUCCACCCAAUUCGAUUACUACCUGGAAUGACAUUGCUCAGAAGUUUCUCUCCAUGUUUUUCCCUCCUGCGAAGGCAGCUAAGUUGAGAGGAGAGAUCAAUAAUUUCUACAAGUUGGAGGGUGAACUUUUGCCUAGAGGAGCAUUCAUGAGUAAGAGCGCAAAUGAGGCUUAUGAUCUGUUGGAAGAAAUGGCUAUGAAUAACUAUCAAUGGCCAUCAGAAAGGGAGAGCACUAAGAAAGUGGCUGGAGUGCAUGAAUUGGAUGCCAUCUCGAUGUUGUCAGCUCAAGUGGCAACAUUGACAAAACAGUUACAAAAAAACAGUAUUCAAGCUCCCGUUAUGCAGAUGCAAGUCAUAUGUGAGUUAUGUGGGGGACCUCAUUCAUUUGAACAAUGCACAAUGAGGGAUUUUAAUAACAUGCCUAUCGAGCAAGUGAAAGCGCUAGGGAAAUUCCCAAGGCCCUCCAAUAACCCAUAUUCCAUGAGUUACAGUCCUGGGUGGCAGAAUCACCCAAAUUUUUCUUGGACAAGUGAUCAAGGUAGUCAGCAGCAGUUUCAGCAGAGCCAACCUCAGUACCCAAGGCCUCCUCCUGGAUUUUUUCACCAACAACAAUUGAGACCUACACAACAACCGAUGCAAGCAAAACAAGAUGGUCAGGCUGAUGUGUUAACUCAAUUUAUGACAGAAACAAGGUUAUCAAUUCAAAGCUUGGAAACUCAGAUUGGACAGUUAGCCACAUUAAUGUCAAGCCGAGCUCAAGGUAACUUGCCAAGCACUACAGAAGUGAAUCCGAAGGGAAAUCUUAAUGAACAGUGUCAGGCUAUUAGCUUGAGGAGUGGAACCAUGUAUGAGGGACCAAGUAUGGAGAAGAAAGAUGAGCAAGUAGGGAUCAACAGGCACCUACUAUUGAGAACAAGUAGAAGGGUGAAGAGAAGGUUACUGAAGACCUCCUGA